AUGAAUCAAAGAGAAAAAAUUUUAAGUAAUAAAAGUUCGAACAAUACCUGUCCAUGUUUGUUAAGCCAAUCGACUGAAAAGGAGUCUGAUAAUCCCAAAUAUUUAGUUCAAAGAAUCAAUUUGACUAGUUCCAGACCUCCUUCAAUUCAAAGAAUCAAUUUAACUGGUUUUAGAUCUCCUUCAGCUUCUUCUCUACAAAAAUCCAAUUUAACUAGUUUUAGCCCUUCUCCUUUGGCUUUUUUGUCCCAAAAAAUUAAGUUAACCAGUUCCAAAUCCCUUUUAGCUUCUUCAAAUCAUUUAACUAGUUUCAGCUCUUCUCCUUCGGCUUCUUCGGCUAGUUCCAAACCCUUUUUAGCUUCUUCAACUCAGAAACCAUCCAUCAACCUAGAAAAAUUAGAAGCUAUAAGAGAAAAGUAUGAUAUUCAGCUACCAUCAAAAUAUGAAAAAGAUGUAGUGACAGAGGUAUUGGAAAAAAGGGAAGAAUACAGAAAAAAAACUCACAGCGAUGAGAAUAACUACCAGAAUUUAGCAAAAGAAUUAUCUGAUUUACAUAUGAAAUACAAUCAUUCUGAUAAUAAGCGAUUGAUAAAACGUCCUAAAUUUGAUAAAAAAUCAAAGAAGAAAGGAAAAAAACCAUUACAUCACGCUGAUGAUAAGGAUUAUGAAUCAUCAAAAAGUAGCAGCUCAACGGAAGAUCCUGAAGAAAUGAAAGCAAGCAAUGAGAUGAAGGUUAUACUAAAACAAUCAAGCCAAUUAACAAUAUCGACUACAAUAAGAUGUUCAAUAGUGAACGAAACAUUCAAAUCUGGAGCAAACUAA
Messenger RNA from Funneliformis caledonium, 819 nucleotides. The record is from the annotation of a GenBank genome assembly. Lineage: Eukaryota; Fungi; Glomeromycota; Glomeromycetes; Glomerales; Glomeraceae.